This is a messenger RNA of Metarhizium album ARSEF 1941, 2220 nucleotides long. RefSeq names its product L-Aspartase-like protein. The transcript has 4 exons. NCBI's taxonomy places the organism in Eukaryota, Fungi, Ascomycota, Sordariomycetes, Hypocreales, Clavicipitaceae. The record is from RefSeq and is a predicted model, not a curated record. Gene Ontology annotation, molecular function: ammonia-lyase activity. Gene Ontology annotation, cellular component: cytoplasm. Gene Ontology annotation, biological process: L-phenylalanine catabolic process. Bases 1 to 2220 code for a protein of 739 amino acids.
AUGCACAUGGAUCACCAUUCGCGACUGGCCCUCUCCACCUGGAGACGACUAAGCUCUCUGGUCAACGACGAUCGCAGUCGUGUUCUCGUGAAUGGUGAAUCCAUGUCCAUCGCCGAUGUCGUCGCCAUAUCUCGUCAUGGACACAAAGCUAGGAUCGAUGAUUCUCCCGCAGCGGUCGCCAAGGUCAAUGACAGUGUUGAUUGUCUGAGGCGACUUCUGGACCAAGGCCACGUCUUUUACGGCGUGGGCACUGGUUUUGGAGGCAGCGCAAAUACUCGCUCCGUGGACACCGGUGCCCUUCAGGUUGCCCUUAUGCAGAUGCAGCAGUGCGGAGUCUUGUCAGACCAUCAGUGUGGUGCAAAGUCUUCCCAAGGUCAUGACCUGAACACUACAUCCAUGCCCGAAGCUUGGGUCCGAGCUGCCAUGGCAGUAAGAUGCAACUCUCUGGUACGAGGACAUUCGGCAGUGAGGUUCCAGAUCAUCGAGAUGCUGGAGCGUCUGCUCAAUGAAGACUAUAUUCCCUUGGUCCCCUUGAGAGGCAGCAUAUCUGCCUCGGGAGACCUCAGCCCCCUCUCCUACAUUGCCGGCGUGUUGGAGGGCAACCCUAAGCUGUUUCUUUGGACCGGAAGCAGCGCCUCUAGAACCCUCAUCAACGCCAGCCAAGCUCUGAAACACCUCCAGCUUGAGCCCGUUGUCUUCGGCCCCAAGGAAGCACUGGGACUGGUCAACGGGACGGCGGUAUCUGCUGCGGUGGCGACCUUGGCUUUGAACCAGGUUCACCAACUUACCGUUCUAUCGCAAAUCCUCACAGCAAUGGCCGUGGAGGCUCUCCGCGGCACCACUGAAAGCUUCCAUCCUUUCCUGGCCGCAGUCCGUCCACACCUUGGUCAGAUUGAAGCGGCACGAAAUAUCCUGGGCUUUCUCCGCGGCUCACGCCUAGCCACACCACAUACGUCUUCGACCAGUGUGGAGAAUCCGGAUGGCCUAUAUCAAGAUCGCUACCCGUUGCGCACCUCAACGCAGUGGAUUGGCCCUCUCCUCGAAGACUUGGUGCUUGCCGAUAGGCAUAUUACCACGGAACUCAACUCGACAACGGACAACCCCGUAAUAGAUGUCCAGAAGUCCAGGGUGUUUCACGGUGGAAAUUUCCAAGCGUCCACGGUGACAUCGGCCAUGGAUAAGGCCCGAUCUGCGCUGCAGAUGAUGGGAAAGAUGCUCUUUUCUCAGUGUACAGAGAUGAUGAACCCGAGUAUGAGCAACGGGCUCCCCCCAAAUCUGGUCUUUGACGAACCCAGUGCUUCCUAUGCGUUCAAAGGCAUCGAUAUUGCAAUGGCUGCCUAUACCUCAGAGUUGGGCUUUUUAGCUCAGUCUGUUGCACCGCAUGUUCAAAGCGCCGAAAUGGCAAAUCAAGCCAUCAACUCUCUGGCCCUCCUCUCAGCGCGCUAUACCCAUACGGCCAUCGACACCUUUUCAAUGCUGACGGCUUCCUACAUCUACUCCCUUUGCCAAGCUCUCGACCUGCGGGUCAUCCAGGUUCAGUUUGAAGACAGACUGAAGGCGCUCCUGCCAGGGCUUCUGGAGGAUUUGUUUGCUGCGAUUUUGCCCGACGUUUCCCUCUCUGAGUUGAAGUUGUUGACAUGUAGACACAUCGUUGACCAGUUCAAGAAGACAACCAGUGAGGAUUCGACUGUUCGCUUCCGCAAUAUUGCGGCAUCAACUCAAGCUGUCUUUAUGACGUUUCUCUCCAAGUCGCAUCAUUUAUCUGUCGAGCUGCUACUGCAAGGCUUCUCGACAAUUCCUCUCUGGGCAGCCCGCGCGGAGGCCCUGAUGCAGAACCAAUUUGACGAGAUUCGUCACUCUGCUUUGACUAUCUGCGAUACCCCCGCGUAUCUUUGCGAUGCCUCCAAGAAGAUAUACGAGCAUGUCCGGGUAAAGAUGGGGAUUCCUUUCAACCGCGGACUUUCAGACCACCCUUCACUUGCGAAGGCGAGACAUACCAAGGAGCAGCGCGACAUAGAAAGCACUCCUUCCGGCGAUGGGUACCUUAUAGGGGACUGUGUGAGCCGGAUAUACGACUCCAUUCGGUCCGGGGAUCUUGUGGAUACGGCGAUGCAAUGUCUGGCGGACGUGGUGACUUGGGAUGACGCGUCGAACAACAACGGCAGCGCGACGAAUGGAACUCGCCACUUGCACAAUGGUGUUGAUAAUUCUGUUAAUUAG